Selaginella moellendorffii is the source of this 1240-nucleotide messenger RNA. RefSeq names its product inositol 2-dehydrogenase. The record is from RefSeq and is a predicted model, not a curated record. The transcript is spliced from 7 exons. NCBI's taxonomy places the organism in Eukaryota, Viridiplantae, Streptophyta, Lycopodiopsida, Selaginellales, Selaginellaceae. The coding region runs from base 60 to 1181 and encodes 373 amino acids. Gene Ontology annotation, molecular function: nucleotide binding.
AAUAUGCCAUUUUCUUGGAAGAACAUUCAUUGUAUCUGGUCAGGAGAAAGGUUUUCGAGAUGGCGGCAUGGUGUGAGACGCCAGGCGUGAUCAAGUAUGGUAUCCUUGGGGUCGGGAUGAUGGGACGAGAGCAUAUACUCAACUUGGCAGUGGUGGAAGGGGCUGAAGUUGUGGCAAUCGCCGAUCCUUUCGAGCCGUCCAGGCAAGCCGCUGUGAAGAUUGCGAAUUCUAUUCAGAGAAGGCACACUCUUCAGGUGUUCGAGGAUCACAAGGCAUUACUCGACAGUGGAGGCUGUGAUGUUGUGAUUGUUUCUACACCCAACAUGACGCACGCGAGGAUCCUUUUGGACAUUUUGAGCCACCACAGGACGCAUCACGUUUUGGUGGAGAAGCCACUUUGUACAACGGUGGCGGAUUGCAAGGAGGUACUCGAAGCUGCAAAGAGUCGUCCAGAUAUCUUGCUGCAAGUCGGAUUGGAAUACAGAUACAUGCCACCGAUUGCAAGGCUGAUCAAGGAAGUUAAAUCGGGGAGAGUUGGCACAGUCAAAAUGGUGGCAAUUCGUGAGCACCGUUUUCCGUUCCUUGUAAAGGUUCAUGACUGGAAUCGAUUCAACAAAAACUCGGGUGGAACAUUAGUAGAGAAAUGCUGCCAUUUUUUCGACUUAAUGAAUCUCAUCAUAGGAAGCCAGCCAGUUCGCGUGAUGGCCUCCGGAGGUCAAGAUGUAAAUCACUUGGAUGAAGCCUACGAUGGCAAGGUUCCAGAUAUCAUUGACAACGCCUACGUGAUUGUCGACUACAGCAGUGGCGCACGGAGCAUGCUGGAUCUUUGCAUGUUUGCCGAAGGCGGCCAGAACGAGCAAGAGAUUUGCGUGACUGGAAACGCUGGCAAGGUGGAAGCGUUCGUUCCCGACAACACUGUCCGGAUCGGGAGCAGGAGCGGCGGCAGGCAAAACGUAGAAACCAUCAAAGUCUUCAACAGCAGAGUCAGAUACGAGGGCCUUCAUCACGGCUCAAGCUACUUGGAGCACCUGGAAUUCCUAGCUGCGAUAAAGUCCCACGGCAAGAAACCACCUGCUGUGAGCCUGGACGAUGGACUCCUCUCGGUGGCCAUCGGCGUCGCGGCGCAAAAAUCCAUCGAGCUAGGAAGGGCAGUCUCCAUGGAAGAAAUCAAAGUGUUUUGAGUAGGGGAUAUUUUACCUUGUUAAUUUUCAAUCCAAAUAAGCCAUGAACGUUGUUUCGA